UUUAUAUAAGUCAUAAACAUCUUUAGAAUAAGGCAAAUGAAUUAUAUUGAAUUUAACCAUUUGAAUUUUCUUUAACGUUAAUUAAUAUAAGAUUGGCAACGCUUUCAUCCUAAUAUGUAUCGCAACGAAUUGAUUACUAACUAGUACGUACUAAACCCCCUUUUUGUCUCUUUCUAACAUUAUCUAUACGGCUGAAAUACUUUACUAAAUCAAAAGGGCGUCUUUCGCGCUUGCUUAGCCUCAACUAACUUCACUUGUGCAGCAUCAUCGUUAGGAGGCGCAUCCAAUACAGUCCACUCAUCACAUUUACUACCAGAAUUGUACAUGGUCCAUCGAACCUGGAAAGAACAAGUGAAUCUAUAAAGCUGGGAUCACGUCCACCGCUCUAGUUUAAAAACAAAUUAUUCUAUAACUUCCAUAGAAGACAAUGGGAAAAAGCUCAACAUCUAGCACACCAAAGUGUCGUAUCUGCGAGGAAAGACAUUUCCUAAAACAUUGUCCCAAAUUUCAACGUAUGCCUGUCUCGGAACGACGGAAGGUCAUAAGAGAAAAAGGCUUUUGUUUCAAUUGCCUAUGCACUGCACAUACACGAAGCUGGUGCCCAUCCAGGCAAAAGUGCAUGGUAUGCCAACAAAAUCACCACACUAUGGUUCAUACCGACGACAAAUCCUCUGGAACCAAACAACAAAAUCGGAAUGCCCAUUUUAAGACGAAAGGAAACGGAAGAAGCGAUUCAGCUCUUCGGGAAACACCUGUAGCCUCUAGCCGUCAGAAACACUUAAAUGAGCGUUUGAGCCGACGUCCAACAAUGCACGUUUUCCUUCCUACUGCUCUUGCUCGGAUCGUGACAUCUACUGGUCCAAAAAAAGCGCGAUUGCUGCUUAGCUCUGGAGAAGCUCAGACCGUGGUUUUGAAAGAAUUGGUCGAACGCCUUAAUGUUCGCACUACUAAGCGAGAUGGCAAAGAGUAUUGCUGCUUAAAUCUGGAAUCGUAUCAUGACCCUUUAAUAAAAAUUCAGAUUCAUGGUUUAGUAAAAUCUCAAUUUCACACCGUGCUACCAAAAGCCACUAAUGAGCCAAAACUUAAAGCGUUGUAUGACCAUCUAACCGACCUGGCAGACCCACAUUUUUUUCACCCAUCGAAUAUUGAAAUCAUUGUGGCGAAUGAUCAACUAUCCAAAGUUUUACGAGCUGGCCUAAUCCAAUCGUCUUCCAAUAUGCCACUAGUACAGAGUACCAUCUUUGGCUGGGUCAUCUCAGGUGCUUGUCACUACUGAUUUUGCAGUGUUGCAAGGCGGCCGGCAUGUUGAAGCAACUUCAACAACAUUUUUGCAGUCAUUUUUAUAUAAGUCAUAAACAUCUUUAGAAUAAGGCAAAUGAAUUAUAUUGAAUUUAACCAUUUGAAUUUUCUUUAACGUUAAUUAAUAUAAGAUUGGCAACGCUUUCAUCCUAAUAUGUAUCGCAACGAAUUGAUUACUAACUAGUACGUACUAAACCCCCUUUUUGUCUCUUUCUAACAUUAUCUAUACGGCUGAAAUACUUUACUAAAUCAAAAGGGCGUCUUUCGCGCUUGCUUAGCCUCAACUAACUUCACUUGUGCAGCAUCAUCGUUAGGAGGCGGUAAGCAAAGAAAUCGCUAAUAAACUGUUCCACAUUAGCAAACUGAAA
Messenger RNA from Stomoxys calcitrans (stable fly), 1667 nucleotides. RefSeq lists its product as uncharacterized. The coding region runs from base 428 to 1276 and encodes 282 amino acids. The transcript has 3 exons. The record is from RefSeq and is a predicted model, not a curated record. NCBI's taxonomy places the organism in Eukaryota, Metazoa, Arthropoda, Insecta, Diptera, Muscidae.